UUCGCGAGCCCGGGCGAGGUCUCUGUUCGCAGGCCCCGCCGGUCCCGGGCCCGCGCGCUCCGCUUCGCUCUUCUCUUCUCUCUCGCUCGCUCCGCUCCGCUCUUUCUCCGAGCGUGCGCCCGGCUCCGACCCUAGCCCCGGUCCAGCCCGGCCCCGCCGCGUUCUCUCGUCCCCCGCGCCUUCCGCGGUACCCCGCCGCGCCCGGCCGCCCUCGCUCCCCGGUCCCGCCGCGCCCCCGCCGCGGGCCAUGGCCGACAGCGCCAGCGAGAGCGACACGGACGGCGCGGGCGGGCCGGGGGGCGGCGGGCCCGGGGGCAGCGGGGGGCCCGGCGGGCCGGGGGGCGGCGGGCCCGGGGGCGCCGGACAGUCGUCGUGCUCCGGGGGCACGGGCGGCGGCAGUGGCGGCGGCGGAGCAGGCGGCGGCGGAGGAGGAGGAGGAGGCCCGGGCGGCGGUGGCGGCGGCGGCGGGAAGCCGGGCGGCAUUGUCAUCUCGCCGUUCCGCCUGGAGGAGCUCACCAACCGGCUGGCGUCGCUGCAGCAGGAGAACAAGGUGCUCAAGAUCGAGCUGGAGACGUACAAGCUCAAGUGCAAGGCGCUGCAGGAGGAGAACCGCGACCUGCGCAAGGCCAGCGUCACCAUCCAAGCGCGGGCCGAGCAGGAGGAGGAGUUCAUCAGCAACACGCUCUUCAAGAAGAUCCAGGCCCUGCAGAAGGAGAAGGAGACGCUGGCCGUGAACUACGAGAAGGAAGAGGAGUUCCUCACCAACGAGCUCUCCCGCAAGCUCAUGCAGCUCCAGCAUGAAAAAGCAGAACUGGAGCAGCACCUGGAACAGGAGCAAGAGUUUCAGGUCAAUAAACUGAUGAAGAAAAUCAAGAAACUGGAGAACGAUACCAUCUCAAAGCAGCUCACACUGGAGCAGCUGCGGCGCGAGAAGAUCGACCUCGAGAACACGCUGGAGCAAGAGCAGGAGGCGCUCGUCAACCGGCUCUGGAAGAGGAUGGACAAGCUGGAGGCCGAGAAACGGAUCCUGCAGGAGAAGCUGGACCAGCCGGUGUCGGCGCCGCCGUCGCCGCGGGACAUCUCCAUGGAGAUUGACUCGCCCGAGAACAUGAUGCGCCACAUCCGCUUCCUGAAGAACGAGGUGGAGCGGCUCAAGAAGCAGCUGCGGGCGGCCCAGCUCCAGCACUCGGAGAAGAUGGCGCAGUACCUGGAGGAGGAGCGGCACAUGCGCGAGGAGAACCUGCGGCUGCAGAGGAAGCUGCAGCGGGAGAUGGAGCGCCGGGAGGCCCUGUGCCGGCAGCUCUCCGAGAGCGAGUCCAGCCUGGAGAUGGACGACGAGAGAUACUUUAACGAGAUGUCCGCCCAAGGCCUGAGGCCACGCACUGUGUCCAGCCCAAUCCCCUACACGCCUUCUCCCAGCUCCAGCAGGCCCAUCUCGCCCGGUCUCUCGUACGCCAGUCACACGGUUGGCUUCACCCCACCCACGUCGCUGCCUCGAGCCGGAAUGUCUUACUACAACUCCCCCGGACUCCACGUGCAGCACAUGGGAGCUUCCCACGGCAUCACGAGGCCUUCGCCCCGCAGGAGCAACAGCCCGGACAAAUUCAAGCGGCCCACGCCUCCGCCGUCCCCGAACACACAGACCCCCGUCCAGCCGCCGCCGCCCCUGCAGCCCUCCCUGCCCUCGGCCGCGUCGCCGACCGCCCCCUCGCCACACUCGGUGCACCCCCCCCCUCAGCCCUAGUGCAUGCGCUGCGGCGGGGGCUCGGCGGGGAGGCAGCCGGAGCCUCUGGACGGAUGGCGGCGGCGGUGUUUGCGCAGACGCGGCUAGCCUGCGGCCGAUGACGCCGACUCCCGGGACCGCUUUGUCCGUCGGCCUUUACUUGAAUGGACGGCAGCUGUUUUGUGGCUGGGACUCGCUGGCUCGGCUCUAGAGCUUUCCCUCCUGGCUUUUAGGUUGGUAAAACGGAAGGGAGACGCUCGUCUUCCCCCUCCCCGGCCCUCCCCCUCGGCCCCUGGCAGGAAGGGCGGCCGGUGCCCCCGGAAGGACAGUCGGCUCCCUCCGCAGGCCUGUGUCCAGUCAGAUUCCCAUCCGCCCCCUUCCGUCGGGCACGUGGGAUUCGUCCGGGGCCGCCGAGCGUGAGAUGGCCCGAUGGUUCCCCUCCCGUCAGCUGACCACGCCGGCGUGUCCGGCACGUUCUGUCCGAGUCGUGUCCACCCCCCUCGGCCCCCCCUCAUCGCCAGGACUUCCUCGAAGAGCUGGAAGGCGGGUUUUCAGGAAGCAGAUUCUUCCCAGAGGCGGACUGAGCGGACAGGACAGGAAGGCAGGCCAGGAGAGAGCCGGAGAGGGCGGAGCGCCCGGAGGCGGGAGGACGCCGCCCCUGGGGGUCCCGUUUCUGUUUCUGUCCGUGGUAGUGAAGUGACCCCCGUGUGUGCCCAUCCGCUCAGUCUUUCCGUGAGUGUGUAACUUGUGUGGGCUCUAAUCAGAGCCACACCGUCCUUCCGCGUCCCCGUGUGAGCGCACCGCCUCGCCGCCCCCUUGUGGAACCCGCCUGCAAAGGAACGUUGUAGAUAUUAAAUAUUGUGCAGUCCUGUAGCCUGUCCUUUCUGCCUCCGAGUCCCUAUUUAAGAGUCGAGGCUCGCCCUGCCCUGCCCCCGCCCAGGGGCUCCCCUCGGCCCCGCGUGUGCUCGGGCUGGGGCGGUGAGCCUUGCCCGUGUGCCCAGCCACCAGGCCUGCUUCGGGCGGCUCUUGGGGCCGCUGCCCCAGCCCGGCCCCUGAGCCCAGGCUCCCCUUGUCCCCUGCCCCGAGGGCCCCCUUCCCAGCGAUGGGGGUGCCUGAGGCACGCAUCCCGGCUGUCCAGCGGCCCAGAAAAGAAGAGGCUCUCCGCACCGGAAGGAUUGUCCCCUCGUGUUCUCCGUGGCUGGAGAGGCCUUUUCCCCAGCCAGAGCCCACGAGUGUCAGCAUCGAAGAGAGCCCACGGCUGACCAAAGGUGACUCCCCUGGAGGCGGACCGGAGGCAGGGGAAGGACGGCCGGAAGCCAGAGCAAGCAGCGCCUUGCUCCAGGCCUGGGAGCGGAAGCCCCGGCGCCCUUCGGGGGGACGGGCCGCUGCUGCGCCGCCUCUGCUCCCGGAGGGGGCGCUCCCCGCCUCGUCGCCGCCCUCCCCGGCGUUGUUCGGACGAAGGAUCCCGGCGGCCCCCCUGCGGAUGACGCUGUAAAUGGGCGGCGCUACCCUGGGCCUCCCGGAGGCGGCUGUCCGCAGACCCCGGGCCUCGCCAGCUCGGAGGAGGAAGGCCGCCCCGUGGAACGAAGGCGUGACCAGGGUGUGGCUCGGCCCGGCGCCCUCUCUGCCCCCGCCGUCGAUCGGCCUUUCCACGGUCGGACCCAAGAGCCGGUCGGCGCCCCGCCGAGGGGGCUGUGGAGGAGCCGUGCGUGCUCAGCGCUGCGGCCCGUCUCGCGGGGAACCAACGCAGAACCGUCUCGGAUUACCAAAGAGGAGGUAGCAAACGGUAGUUUCUUCCCACGAUUCGUGAGCCAGUCUUGAAGCUGCUACGUGAGCUCCGCGCUCGAGAGCCAUUCUGACCAAUUAAGGGAGUUUUCUAACGAGACAGGCCAGCCGCCAGCCUCGAGGCAGUCUUUGGGGGCGGCGCCCGGCCUCUGCUUGGGGGGGGGGGACCCGCUCCUCCCAUGGGGUGGGCGCCGCGCGCCCUGCCUGCCUGUGUCUGUGUUCAUUCAUGCCUUAACUGGUUCCUGGCUGAGUUUGCCUCGUCGACUAGAUUGUAGCCUGCAUCUCGGUCCGAACGUCCCGGCCGAAACUCCCGCAGAAACGCGCCGAGACCACCCGGCCAACAGCACCGAUUCCAAGAACAUCCUCUCAUCGGGCCGAGCCUCCUUUGGACUUCGGCCCUCACGCAGGCCGUUAAAAGCGUGUCCUCCCGGCCCCUCGGGGCCUCGGAGGAGGGACCCAGGCGUCCGGCCCCCCAGCCCAGGCGUCCGGACGAUCUUGCUUGGUCAGAGUUGAGAGAGAUGUACGACCUCCACUUAAUGUCUUCUUUGCCUCUUUGUGUUGAUUAGUCUUUGAUACGUGUGCUGAAUCAGAACCUGAAUAAAGAUAAUUUUUUUAAAAUGG
Monodelphis domestica (gray short-tailed opossum) is the source of this 4129-nucleotide messenger RNA. It is a transcript of the gene CCDC6, whose product is annotated as coiled-coil domain containing 6. The record is from RefSeq and is a predicted model, not a curated record. Lineage: Eukaryota; Metazoa; Chordata; Mammalia; Didelphimorphia; Didelphidae.